AUGCAAGCUACUGCGGGACGGCGAAUGGGCGUCCACUCCGAGAUGCCGUAUUCAUUCCCAGGAACGGCCUGGCAAAAGACCAUGGGUGGACACGGUCAGUCAAGGGUCUCAAAGUGCGUCCUCGUUGUCGACGAGCGAGUGAAGGCGAUUUGGAGCCCAAUGCUGCUCCACACCUACGAUGUCUGA
Messenger RNA from Penicillium bovifimosum, 186 nucleotides. RefSeq lists its product as uncharacterized. The transcript is spliced from 2 exons. Lineage: Eukaryota; Fungi; Ascomycota; Eurotiomycetes; Eurotiales; Aspergillaceae. The record is from RefSeq and is a predicted model, not a curated record. The coding region runs from base 1 to 186 and encodes 61 amino acids.